Messenger RNA from Zychaea mexicana, 1030 nucleotides. RefSeq lists its product as uncharacterized. The coding region runs from base 110 to 826 and encodes 238 amino acids. The record is from RefSeq and is a predicted model, not a curated record. The transcript is spliced from 4 exons. NCBI's taxonomy places the organism in Eukaryota, Fungi, Mucoromycota, Mucoromycetes, Mucorales, Lichtheimiaceae.
CGAGGCUCGUACUUAGUACAUUGGAAGACUGGUGCGCUUCCGAAUUACUCCAGGCACUAUUGUUGCACAAACACGCACGGUACCAUCUUCCAUCUAUUAGCCGUCAUCGAUGCUCUCAGAGCGUGCCCUGUGGAUAAGGCUCUUGUGCUUGUUAUCGAGAACAAAGCACUCAUUAGAUGUACGCAAAAAAGAAGGAGGAGUUAUCAAUGGGCGUAAAUACCUGAAAGGCAUCUUUGCAAACCACAAAAAGUUAUUGAAGCCUUACGUUGAUACGCUAAGUGCACAACUCAAAAGCAAGGAAAUGCCGGUUAGAGCCCGUCGCUUCAGCAACUGUGACAGACUCACCGAAGUCGAUGGCGCACAAAUACUACGAGAACUGUUGCCGCUAUCUAACGGUACAAUACCGCUUACCACUAUUUUACCAUCAUCAUCAUCAUUAGGUGAUCCAUCAACAUUUUCGAUACCACGACCUUUACCGCCGCCCUUUUAUUAUUCGUCUGAAAGCAACAUGACCAAUGGAGAAAAUCAAUCUGGCAUAUGGAGCUUUGGAGCAACACCAAUUCAAGAAUAUUUUCGCGGUGACGCCGAAGACGACAGCUCUGUAGACGACGAAGAUGAAGAUGCUGAAGUUGGAUUUUAUCUGACAUCUAAACAACAAUACCGGGAUGAGGAGGAAAUCGAGCGCUGGAUCCUUGAAAAUGACGAUAGACCUUUAAAACGGCGCCGAAUGUUACUAGAUCAACGGCCGGCAUUGACGAAGGAGAAGGAAACCGUGAGCUUGGUCGAUCGAGUGAGGAACUUUGUAGGAAGCUUUAUUCCCGUCUAACAUAAAUAUGUUCUUUAGUUGUCAAUUGCAAUCCUGCAAAUACCCCCCUCCCCACCCUCUCACUAGAUCGACCCGAUUCCUCCAAAUCAAAAAACGAACACAGAUAGUCUCAUUAUUCAAUUACAAAGUAGCAUUCAACAGUAUGUCUCAACAUAAAAUACGUCUUCCUCUCCACUUUAACGUAUCAUUCGACGAAAAGGCCGC